This is a messenger RNA of Acipenser ruthenus (sterlet), 1332 nucleotides long. RefSeq lists its product as uncharacterized. Lineage: Eukaryota; Metazoa; Chordata; Actinopteri; Acipenseriformes; Acipenseridae. The coding region runs from base 151 to 1287 and encodes 378 amino acids. The transcript has 4 exons. The record is from RefSeq and is a predicted model, not a curated record.
AGAAAUCCAGUCUGGAAGAAGAGAGCGUGUUUUUUUUUUAAGCCCUGGUCUGCAACCCGUGAUUACAUGUCCCGCUUCUAUCACGGGUCUGUCCCGGGUUAGGAACCCGUUCGGUGGCUUGUGCGUCCCGGACAGCGUGCUGUGUGCUCAAUGCUCCCUCGUUUUACCCGCACAGCGCACACACGGGCUCGCUAUCAGCGGUGCGCUUGUUUCCACUGCAGGAGCCAAGCGAACAUGGCGGACGCAGUCUGCAGCACCGCCAGCAAAGCGAAGCCGGGGGCCGGCGGCUGCAGUAACGGAGCCGCCCCGGCGCCGGGGGACAAACCCAACUCCGGCCCCUGGGAGAACUUCGAGGUGCGGCAGCUGAUCCGUGCCUGGGGCGACCCGGGGGUGCAGGCGCAGCUGAACGCAUCGCUGCGCAACCUGCGCGUUUACAAGCACGUCUCGCAGGUUCUGAAGCGGGUCGGGAUUCACCGCAGCCCGGUCCAGUGCCGGGAGAAAGCGAAGAAGCUCAAAGUGGAGUAUAAGAAAUGGAAGAGCGUCGCCACCCGCCGGGGGGACGAGAAGGAGAAGGAGGAUGAUGAUGAGGAGGAGGAGGAGGGGGCCAGCAGGGAGCCGCAGCGGCUGAGGCGGGGGUUCCGGUUCUACCGGGCUAUGGACGCGGUGCUGGGCGGGCAGGGUCAAGGAGAGGCGGGGGUAGCAUCGCGCUCAGACAGCGACUCUCCCACACUGUCAGCAGCAGCACCGCCCCCUGGUGGCGUCGGCGGGGAGCGCAGGGGGGCUCCCGGCGGUGACGUUGAAGAGGAAGAAGAAGAGGAGGAGGAAGAGGAAGAAGAAGAAGACAGCCCCGCCCUUCUCCUGCCAGCCUCGGAGCAGAAGAAAGCGUGGGAGAGCUCUGAGAUCCGGCUGCUGAUCGGGAUGCAGUAUCGAAUGCCCUGGAGUGCACAGUGGAGAUGCCUCGCACUUCCUCGAGCCAUCCUCCUGUCCAGCCGUGUCCUGUGUCCCCGCCGGCCAUGCUGUCCAGAGCCUCGUCCCCCAGCCUGUCUGUCUGCUCUGAGGACUGCGUCCCGAACACAGACCCUCUCUCCCCCCAGCACCGGGCUGUGCCCCUGGGUUCGAGGCGCAGGGGCAGCAGGGGCCCCCGACAGGCGGAUUCGGAGCUGUUCCAGUACCUGCGUGAGAGUGACAGCCAGUACCUGGAGACUCAGAGACAGUAUCUGGCACUGGAGAGGGAGGAGCGAGCCAGAGACAGGGAGGCCUGGCAGGAGAGCCAUCACACAGUGGUGAAGGCAUUGCUGCAGGUGGCACGGGGCUUAGAGAGGGGCAGGGGAG